AUGAAGUCCUCAACCGUCUUCCACCUUAUCGGUGCGGCCCAGGCCCACACGAUCAUGCAAUCCUUCAACGGCAAUCCUCAGGGCGCGGGAAUCUACAUGCCUAGCGACGACUCGUUCAUUUCGGAUGUCAACUCCAACUCAAUUGCCUGCAACGGACCCCCUGUUACUUCUUUCCGGUCCUCGUCGCAGGUGUUUACCGUGCAGGCUGGUUCCGAAGUCACUGGAGCCUGGCUGCAUACUCUGACCAGCACCGGGCCAGACUCCACCGCCGACAACAAAGUCAUCGACUCCAGCCACAAGGGACCCGUUAGCGUCUGGAUGAAGAAGGUAUCGGAUGCUACCCAGAACCCAUGGGCCGGCCCAGGUGGAGGUUGGUUCAAGAUCGCCGAGGAGGGUUUGAACAACGGCAGGUGGGGUGUCGACACUGUGAUUGCCUCCGGUGGUAUCCAAAAGGCCAAGAUUCCGACCUGCAUUGAGAACGGCGAUUAUCUCUUGCGUUUCGAGAUCCUCGCCCUCCACUCCGCUUAUAGCCAAGGCGGUGCGCAGUUCUACAUGGAAUGUGCCCAGAUCCGCGUCACUGGAGGCACCGGAACUGAAAAGCCCGCCACCGUGUCCUUGCCAGGUGCUUAUUCGAAAUCUGACCCGGGUAUCGUCGUCAACAUCUACAACAACAAUGGCCAACCGUAUCCGUCGAGCUAUAGUAUCCCCGGGCCUCGCCCAUUCAUUUGUAGUGGCUCAUCGGGCUCCGGUCCCUCAAACCCGAGCGGUGGUGGCAGCGGCGCGACGGCGGCACUGUAUGGACAAUGCGGUGGGAGCGGGUGGACUGGCCCUACCACUUGUGCCUCCGGGACCUGCAAGGCAAGCAACCAGUGGUAUAGCCAAUGCUUACCGUAA
Messenger RNA from Chaetomium globosum CBS 148.51, 894 nucleotides. RefSeq lists its product as uncharacterized. Gene Ontology annotation, cellular component: extracellular region. The record is from RefSeq and is a predicted model, not a curated record. Gene Ontology annotation, biological process: carbohydrate metabolic process. Lineage: Eukaryota; Fungi; Ascomycota; Sordariomycetes; Sordariales; Chaetomiaceae. The transcript has 9 exons. Gene Ontology annotation, molecular function: cellulose binding. The coding region runs from base 1 to 894 and encodes 297 amino acids.